AUGGGUUUAGCUCAAGACCAGAUAUUAAGUAACUUGCUGUACAGAACUGCUUUGAUAUAUGCAGUGCAAAAUAAUAUCUACAUAAAAACAACAAACCACUGGAAAUAUACUUUGGCACACAGUUUUCCACUUACUGCUAUUAUCAAUGUCUCAUAUAAAAUCUCGAAUAUUAAGCAGCAUUUCUUGGCAUUAGCUUCAUUUAUAAAUAUUUCUAUUGGCAAGGGAAUUAUACACCUUUACCCAUACAGCACAAAUACAUUGAUUAAUAUCUCCUUGCAUUGCAGAAUUGCUGAUGUUUUGUAUUUGUUUGCUGCUUAUAUUCUUGAAAUUGUCCUUGUGUACUUGAAAAUUCUUAGCGACGAGUCUUUAUUUGUACAAAAGCCGCUCUUUUUUUUGUUGUUUGUUCAACAUGAAGAUCUUAUUAAUAUAAUUAUAUAG
Messenger RNA from Phycomyces blakesleeanus NRRL 1555(-), 438 nucleotides. RefSeq lists its product as hypothetical. The transcript is spliced from 7 exons. The coding region runs from base 1 to 438 and encodes 145 amino acids. The record is from RefSeq and is a predicted model, not a curated record. NCBI's taxonomy places the organism in Eukaryota, Fungi, Mucoromycota, Mucoromycetes, Mucorales, Phycomycetaceae.